AUCAACUAUGUACGAAACUUUCAACCGCUCCUUUCGACCAAUCAGUAUGGGGAAUAAGCAGGAUCGGGCGAUCCAGACGGAUAACCACCUUCCUUCGCCCAGCAACUCCCCCAAUCUAACCGAUGAAGCCCAAAACUCCCACAAUGGCGCCCAACACAGGGGGGUUUGCCGCGUGCAGAGGAAGAAGGCUCCCAAGUUGGAUGCUGCUGCCACGGAUCUGGAGACGUUCCUGGAUGAUUUUGAGGAAUAUGCCGACCAGAGGCAGUGGAGCCGAAGGAUGUGGCCCUCCAAGGUCGCCGAGUACGUGGACGAAGCAGUCGUGACAUACUUUUGGACCGCUGCUUUCAAUGCCAAGAACUGGUCAGAUAUGAGAUCCCUUAUCGACGAGUACCUAGGCAACAAGAAGGUUCCUAAUGUAAUCGAAAGAGCCGAGCAGCAGUUUGAUAAACUGAGGCGAGAGGGCUUCAAUCCUGACAGGAUUGAUGGCGACGUCGCAGUGUUGGAGUACUGCCUCUGAAAGCUUGGUGUUGAGAGGGAUACUUUCAUCUGCCGAAACAUCCUCGACUGCACCCCUGAACCUCUGAGGACUGAGCUCAAGGCCAAGUACAAGAAGGGGUUCCCUAGUCUGGGAGAUUUGAGCAUGGAAGUGAUUGAACGGGUGAAGGCGAAGGAUAUAGGGGCGGUCGCGCCAGUUUCAGUUGUCUCGGCUUCGACAGUUCGAACCGUGGUAGCCUCUGUGGCGGCAUCAACAUCCCCGAUGCAAUCAGAUAUGGUUUUCACCGUAAUUGCUAGAAUGCUCGAGCAACAGAGGGCCCUCGCGGCGAAGGAAAAGGAGUUGCAAGCUAUGAGGG
Gamsiella multidivaricata is the source of this 851-nucleotide messenger RNA. RefSeq lists its product as uncharacterized. The record is from RefSeq and is a predicted model, not a curated record. The transcript has a single exon. The coding region runs from base 8 to 517 and encodes 169 amino acids. Lineage: Eukaryota; Fungi; Mortierellomycota; Mortierellomycetes; Mortierellales; Mortierellaceae.